UGUGGCAGCCCCUCUCAGCGGAAUAUGGUUCGUCUCUCUUAAUAAAUUCGGACUUUUUUGGUCAAAAUGCUGCGGGUCAUCGUUGAAUCCGCAAGUGGGAUCCCCAAAAAGAAACUUGGAAACCCUGAUCCUAUAGUUGGGGUUGUGUUCAGGGGUGAAAAGAAGAAAACCAAAGCAAUUGACAAUGAGUUAAAUCCUGUUUGGAAUGAGGUGCUUGAAUUCGAUCUGAAAGGCACGCCCUUGGACGCAUCCUCCUUCAUCAAUGUGGUUGUGAAAGAUUUUGAAACAAUCGGCAAAGACAAGCGGAUCGGUUCAGCAAAAAUCUUACUGAGAGACUUGGCCAGUGGUCAAGUGAAGUCUCUUCCAUCCAGGAACGUCCCCUUGAUCAAUGAGAAGCAACAGACUUGUGGGGCAACCAUUAAUUUGGUUAUUGGGUAUGAGCCUCCUGCCAGCAGUACUCCAAAUCUAAAUGAUCAACCUGAUACAGACACGUCCCACGUGGAUGGAGAUAACAUGGAAGAGGAUGAAGAAAGGGAGACAGAUGUGGAGGAGGGAGGCCAGGGUGGAAGUCCAGGAGCUGCCACCAUGCCACACCAGCCUGGGAAACCCAGCCACAAGUCGGUUCGUGUCAGCCGCAAGAGACACAGAGCGUUGGCCAAUAAGCCCCAGGACUUCCAGAUUCGUGUUCGAGUUAUCGAGGCUCGACAGUUGCCUGGCAACAACAUCAAGCCGGUGGUUAAGGUGAAUGUGUGUGGGCAAACCCACAGGACUCGAAUUAGAAGAGGAAAUAACCCAUUUUUUGAUGAGAUGUUUUUCUACAAUGUUAACAUGCUCCCAUCAGAGCUGUUUGAUGAGAGCAUUAGUCUCCGGGUUUAUGACUCCUACUCUCUUAGAUCAGACAGUCUAAUGGGAGAAUUCAAGUUGGAUGUUGGCUACAUCUACGAUGAACCUGGUCAUGCUUUAAUGAGGAAAUGGCUCCUCCUAAGUGAUCCUGAUGACUCCAAUUCAGGGUCCAGAGGUUACCUGAAAGUUACUCUGAUGGUUAUGACCACUGGGGAUGAACCACCGACUGAGAAGAGAGAGAUAAACCAGGAUCAGGAUGACAUAGAGAGUAACCUCCUAGUGCCGACUGGUGUCACCAUGCGAUGGGCCACUCUGAGCAUCAAAGUCUACCGCGCUGAGGAUAUGCCACAGAUGGAUGAUGCCUUUAUUCAGACAGUGAAACAAGUUUUCGGAGGAGAAGGAGACAGAAAAAACCUGGUGGACCCAUAUUUGGAAGUGAGCUUUGCUGGAAAAAAGCUUUGCACCAAAACUAUUGAGAAAAACGCAAAUCCAGAGUGGAAUCAACUCCUCCACCUUCAAGUCAAGUUUCCCUCCAUGUGUGACCGAAUCAAGCUCACCAUGUAUGACUGGGACCGUUUAACCAGAGAUGAUGCCAUCGGAACAGCAUUUCUGAACCUGAACAAAAUGUCCUCCUCCGGGGGGGCGAUAGAGGACGUAAAUUGCAACACGGUGUCUGAAACCUCUGAGACUGGUUUCCUCCCAGCUUUUGGGCCUUGCUAUGUGAACCUGUAUGGCAGCCCCAGAGAAUUCACUGGUCUACCUGACCCAUAUGAAGAACUCAACCUUGGCAAGGGUAAAGGGGUUGCUUACAGAGGGAGAGUCCUGGUUGAACUGUCCACUCAACUGGAUGGAAAGGUUGAGAAGAAUGUGGACGACAUCUCUAGUGAUGACAUCCUGGUGGCACAGAAAUACCAGCGGAGGAGGAAGUUCUCUCUAUGCGCGGUGUUCCACAGUGCAUGCAUGCUACAAGAGCCUGGUGAGCCAAUCCAGUUUGAGGUUAGCGUCGGCAACUAUGGAAACAAGCUGGACUCCACCUGCAAACCCCUGGCAUCCACCACACAAUACAGCUUUGCUGUGUUUGAUGGUAAUCACUACUAUUACCUGCCAUGGGCUGACACAAAGCCUGUAGUGAUCCUUACAUCAUACUGGGAAGACAUCAGCCACCGUCUACACUCAGUGAACGUUCUGCUCUGCAUCGCUGACAGACUGGAGUCUCACCUCACAUCUUUAAAAACUGCCAUAUUAGCUAAAGUAUCUGAGACACGCUUGGCUGAGAUUUGGCUGAAACUCAUCAACCACGUGAUUGACGAUCUUUGUUUCCAGCUCCCAGUGAUGGAGGGACAGCCCAAUGUGACCGCACUGGAUCUGCAGAUGAAAACACUACGUGAUGCUGCACUGGAGAAUAUCAAGCAGAUGGCCAUUCACAUGAGAGAAGAGGCCACAGAUAUUAAGGCUACUGUCGGGGACAUUGAAGACUGGUUGGACAGAAUCAAACAGCUGGCAGAGGAGCCUCAGAACAGCAUGCCAGAUGUCAUCAUAUGGAUGUUAAGAGGAGAGAAGCGUGUGGCCUUUGCCCGGAUCCCAGCCAAUCAGAUCCUGUACUCCAACUUCAGCGAACAGGCCUGUGGCAAACACUGUGGGAGGACACAGACCGUCUUCAUGCAGUAUCCCAUGGACAAAAACAAAGGUUUGAAGAUCCCUGUUCAGCUGAGGGUCAACAUGUGGCUCGGCCUAUCGACCCAUGAGAAGAAGUUCAACAGCUUCUCAGAGGGAAACUUCAGCGUUUAUGCUGAAAUGUAUGAAAACCAAGCUCAAGUGUUUGGGAAGUGGGGGACCACUGGGUUGGUCGGCCGUCAUAAAUUCUCAGACGUGACUGGGAAGGUGAAACUCAAACAAGAGCGGUUCCUGCCACCACGAGGCUGGGAGUGGGACGAAGACUGGUUUGUUGAUCCUGAGCGAUGCCUGCUGACGGAGGCUGAUGCAGGCCACACAGAGUUCACAGAUGAAGUUUUUCAGAAUGAAACACGUUUUCCUGGUGGGGAGUGGAAACUUGCUGCAGAGCCCUACACGGACGUGAAUGGAGAAAAAGCUCUGAGUCCUGGAGAGUUUGAAUGUCCCUCUGGAUGGAAAUGGGAAGACGAGUGGAGCUUUGACAGCAACAGGGCAGUAGAUGAGAAAGGUUGGGAAUAUGGACUAACUAUUCCUCCUGACGAUAAACCCAAAUCUUGGGUCGCAGCAGAAAAAAUGUACCAUGUCCAUCGGCGGAAGAGACUCAUAAGACCGAGAAGGAAGAUAUCUGAUAAAGUGGCCACUCUUGAGAGAAAAGACCCAGGAGAGGGAUGGGAAUACUCUUCGCUGAUUGGCUGGAAGUUUCACAGGAAGGAACGCUCCUCUGAUACAUUCCGUCGUCGCCGCUGGAGAAGAAAAAUGGUCCCUUCAGACUGCAUUGGCGCCUCUGCCAUCUUCAGACUAGAGGGGGCAUUAGGGGUUGAUGUGGAUGAGAAAGCCAGUAAAACCGAUUCAGCCAAAUUAUUCGGUGCCAACACACCCACUGUUUCCUGCCACUUCACUCGGUCGCACCUUUACCAGCUGAGAGUGUACGUUUAUCAAGCAAGGAAUCUCUGUGCCAUGGACAAAGACAGCUUUUCAGAUCCCUAUGCACAUGUGUCCUUCCUACAUGUGAGCAAGACCACGGAGGUCAUCAGAGCCACUUUGAACCCCACAUGGGAUCAAACUCUGAUCUUUGAGAACAUUGAAAUCUAUGGAGACCCCCAGACCGUUGCCCGUAACCCCCCUGAUGUGGUGAUGGAGCUGUAUGACAGUGAUCAAGUUGGUAAAGAUGAGCCCAUGGGUCGCUGCACAUGCCCUCCAGUGGUUAAACUGAAUCCCAGUGUAGCCCUCAGCCCCAAGCUGCUGUGGUUCCCAGUAACCAAAAAGGGACGGAAUAGUGGGGAGAUACUGGCUGCUGCUGAACUUCUGCUGAAGGACAAGGUAGGUGACGAGGAUCUGCCCCUACUCCCAUCACGGCGAGGAGAGAUGCUCUACAUGGUUCCCCAGGGCAUCAGGCCUGUAGUGCAGCUUACUGCGAUUGAGGUCUUGACCUGGGGUUUACGGAACAUGAAGACCUACCAGCUGGCCACAGUUUCCUCUCCUAGUUUGAUUGUGGAAUGUGGUGGUGAAGUUGUUCAGACCGCUGUCAUCAAGAACUUCAAAAAGAACCCCAACUUUCCUGGAUCUGUGCUGAUGCUCAAAGUGCUCCUGCCCAAAGAGGAGAUGUACACCCCUCCCAUUGUGCUGAAGGUAAUCGACCAUCGACCCUUUGGUAGGAAACCUGUGGUAGGUCAGUGCACCAUUGACUGCUUGGAGGAGUUCCGCUGUGAUCCGUACCGUGUCAACGCUCAAGUAAUGUCUGCUAGAGUGGCGAUGAUAGCUGCUGCCCAGGGAGACAUUAUCAUAGACAUUGAAGAAAGACCCAUUGUCAACACAGAGCGUCAAGCAGAAAAGGAGGACGAAGCAGUAGACUGGUGGAGUAAGUUCUUCGCCUCUGUUGGACAACAGGAGAAGUGUGGGCCUUACCUCAAAAAAGGAUACAACACUUUGCAGGUGUACGACUGUGAAAUAGAGGAAGUUGACCAGUUUCAGGGCCUCACCGAUUUCUGCAGCACUUUCAAACUUCAGCGAGGAAAGAAUGAGGAUGAAGAGGAUGAUCCUUCAGUGGUGGGAGAGUUCAAGGGCUCAUUUAGGAUUUAUCCACUUCCUGAUGAUCCAGGAGUGGCAGCUCCACCGCGUCAGUUCAGAGAGCUUCCUGAAAGUGGACCUCAGGAGUGCCUUGUCAGAAUUUAUGUGGUGCGCUGUAUUGAUCUGCAGCCUAAGGAUGCAAAUGGCAUGUGUGAUCCAUACAUUAAGAUUACUCUGGGCAGAAAAACAGUGGACGACAGGGAUCACUACAAACCCAACACACUCAAUCCAGAGUUUGGGAGGAUGUUUGAGCUGUCCUGCUUCCUGCCUCAGGACAAGGAUCUGAAGAUCGCUGUUUACGACUACGACUUACUGAGCAGAGAUGAAAAAGUGGGUGAGACGGUCAUUGAUCUGGAAAACAGACUUCUGUCCCAUUUCAGGCCCUGCUGUGGCCUCCCACAGACAUACUGCGUCACAGGGAUCAAUCAGUGGAGAGACCAGCUGAAACCUUCUCAGAUCCUCCAGAAUUUUGCCAAAGUGAGAGGUGUCCCUCCUCCACGUAUAGAGGGAGACGGCAGCUCACUGUCCUUCUCUGGAAAACAAUACAACCUGCAAGAUUUUGAAACAAAUGCAGUGAUUCAUCCACACCUGGGCCCAGCCAGAGAGAGGCUGGCCCUGCAUGUCCUCAGAAACCAGGGUUUAGUACCAGAGCAUGUGGAAACCAGGACUCUGUGCAGCUCUCAUCAACCCAACCUUUCCCAGGGAAAAAUUCAAAUGUGGGUGGACAUAUUCCCUAAAAGCCUUGGCUUGCCAGGGCAUCCAUUUGAUGUCACGCCACGCAAAGCCAAGAAGUACUUCCUGCGGGCCAUCAUUUGGAACACAACAGAUGUUACUCUGGAUGAAACAAGCAUCACAGGAGAGAACAUGAGUGACAUCUAUGUUAAAGGAUGGAUGCCAGGCAUGGAAGAAAACAAGCAGAAGACGGAUGUCCACUACAGGUCCCUGGAUGGUGAUGGAAAUUUCAACUGGAGGUUCAUCUUUGGGUUUGACUAUUUGCCUGCAGAGCAACUCUGUGUUGUCUCGAGAAAAGAACACUUUUGGAAUCUGGACAAAACAGAAUUCAGGAUUCCACCCAAGCUAAUCAUCCAGAUAUGGGACAAUGACAAAUUCUCCUUGGAUGACUAUCUGGGUUCAGUUGAGCUGGAUCUACUUAAUCUGAUACCUCCUGCUAAAACUCCAGAAAAGUGCAGUCUGAAGAUGCUUCCAGGAGUGUCAACCUCAUAUCCCUCCAAACAUCCGCCACCCAACUCAUUGUUCUCCCAAAAGUCUGUACGAGGCUGGUGGCCAUGUGCCAUCGAGCAGGAUGGGAAACAUGUGCUUGGGGGGAAAGUAGAGAUGACACUGGAAAUAGUGGAGGAGAAAGAAAUGGAGGAGAGACCUGCUGGGAAAGGCAGAGAUGAACCCAACAUGAAUCCCAAACUGGAGCCACCCAACCGUCCUGACACAUCAUUCUUCUGGUUUACAAACCCUUGCAAGACCAUGAAGUUCAUUGUGUGGCGGCGAUUCAAAUGGAUCUUUAUCAUUGGGAUCCUUCUUCUGCUGGUGAUCCUGUUCCUUGGGAUCCUCUUCUACUCUCUACCCAAUUACAUCUCAAUGAAGAUUGUGAAGCCUUUCUCCUGAGGAGUACUGCAACAAAGCUGCCUGUCUAGUGCUGUGUUUGCUAGUCCUUGACACUGUUAUUACCCCACCACUCCCAAAAAAUGCAGUAACUUUUCCUACUUGUCAUAUUUCUGAGUAAUAGUCUCUUCCCAUAAUCACAUCUGUCUGCUUGGUUUGCACUCAGUAUUAUAUAUGUCUUGUAUAGAUUAAAAAAUAUAAAAAAGAAAAACAUCUUUCAUGUCAAGAGUUUCAUAUUAUAAUAAACUUGUUACAUACAAA
Molecule: messenger RNA, 6459 nt
Organism: Sphaeramia orbicularis (orbiculate cardinalfish)
Lineage: Eukaryota; Metazoa; Chordata; Actinopteri; Kurtiformes; Apogonidae
Gene: myofl
Product: myoferlin like
Exons: 54
Coding region: 67-6201 (2044 amino acids)
Biological process (GO): plasma membrane organization
Cellular component (GO): membrane
Source: RefSeq, a predicted model, not a curated record